Molecule: messenger RNA, 987 nt
Organism: Rotaria sp. Silwood2
Lineage: Eukaryota; Metazoa; Rotifera; Eurotatoria; Philodinida; Philodinidae
Source: the annotation of a GenBank genome assembly
AUGCACGAUAUCGACGGUGAUCUUUUAUUAACGUCGGUCGACGAUGCAAUACUGAAAGAAGAUAUAGGUGUGGCAACUCUUUUACAUCGACGAUUAAUUUUAAAAGGCAUUGAUGAAUUAAAAAAUAAAUGUUCUUCGGAUUUGCCAGUAGCAACAUCAGCACCAAAAGACAAGAAAAAACAUUAUGAUAAACAAUUCGAAGGUGAUUUUACUCCGUUAUUGCCUCUAAAUGAAGUAAUCUUGCGUAAAACAUAUCAGAAUGUGUCUAGCUGUGAGCUAUCAGACAAACGGCAUCGUGCUAUUGUGUCACGUAUUUACAACUGGCUUGGAAGCUUACCCUCAAAAUAUAAAAUUGAUAAAAUUGAAUAUGUAUUUAAUUCCAACCGUUAUCGAAUAUUUCUCGGACAAAUAGAGAUCGUAGAGAAUCGUCAACAACAGCAAGCAUUUCAGUCAAACCUCAACAGUGAAAAUUCUCAAGUACAACGUAAACUGGCGUUGAAACGUCUUGAGAUGAUAUGUCAACAAGUUGCACAUAACCGUAAUCUCCCCAUUGCACGUAUGUGGCACGGAUGCCGUAGAAAUGAUUUAAAACAUAUUCUAUCAGAUGGAUUUGCUGCGCUCAGCACAUUAGAUGAUGGGUAUUUUGGUAAGGGGAUUUACUUCUCAUCAUCAGCUAAAUACGUAACGCGAUACUGUGGUGAAAGUGGUGGCUGCUUGAUUAUGUGCUACGUGCUCAUAUCAAAUCCGUUCCCAGUUGUUGCAUCUGAUGCACCACCUUCUGAACCGCCUGAACGUUUCCGCUUGUAUGGAAGAGGCAAUUAUAAGAAUUAUCAGUGCCAUUACAUACCUAUUUCGCCUGCUGACAAUGGAGACCCAUGGGAUUUUCGACCACCAUCUUCGGGUAUUACAGAUGAUGCUUUAUACGAUGAACUUGUCGUUUUUCAAGAAGCCUACAUUCUUCCACAAAUCAUAAUACAUUUCAAAUAA